AUAUAGUAGUUGAUCACCGGCCACGGUGAGACCUGCUUUUUCAUCUAUGAAGAAUAUAACGGACAAGUUAUAUAAGACGAAUAUCAAUGAAAACCUUAGCUGUUUGAUUCGGUGUGGUAUUUGGCAUGUCUGGCAAUUGAUUAUAACUGAAUACAGGCACAACCGGUAGGGGAAUUAAAGAAAGUACAUCUGUAUAAAGGCUGUAAAUGUACGACUAUUACCCAUUACCUCACCCGAAAACAAUGGAGGACGAUAUAUUUAAUGACUGGCUUGAUAAGGUGAAGGCGAACUCGGAAUCAACUGAAAAGUUACAAGCUGCAGGGUUUGUCGUCGAGGUCAUCGGUGACGGCAACCUGAACGACGUCCAUCGCGUCAUCGAACACGACGUCGAGGGCAAGUCCGUCAUCCUCAAACACGCACCACCGUAUAUCAAAUGUUUAGGCCCAGAAUAUCCCCUUUCUGUGACGAGAUGUGAAAUCGAAUAUGAAGCUUUAUGUUGGUUCAAUCGCAUCGCACCGGGAAGUGUACCUAUACCCUACCACGAAACCAGUCAUGAUUCUUUUUUAAUGGAAGAUCUCCGAGGCUAUGACGUCAUGAAGAAACAGCUUGUUCGAGGCCACCUGAAUCUUGAUGCAGGGAAGGAAGUCAUCAGAAACAUCAUCAGGAUACAUAGAAAGACAAACGAAGGCGAACUUGGUCGAGAAAAGUUUGAUCAACUUAAACGAACAUUCGAAAAUACUGAAAUGGUUUCAUUGACGCGUGAUUUCAUCUUUACAAAUCCCUUCCUCCGUGAUCACCCAACAAAUCGAUGUUCGCCCGAGGUCGCUGUUCACCUUCACCUCAUAUACGACAACCACGAACUUCUACAAAACGCAUCAGAGCUGCGAUCAAUAUUUUUGAACAAAAAGGAUUGCCUCUUACACGGUGAUCUACACACGGGUUCUGUAAUGACAAAAGAUGCCGAUGCAAAGAUGAUUGACUUGGAGUUUGCCUUCGUUGGACCGAUGGGUUUUGAUCUCGGCGUUCUCCUCGCCAACUACCUCUUCUCCUACCACGCCCACCGAAUAAUGCCGAAUAACAGCCCCAAUUGCACGAAAUUUUACGAGAAGGUUCGUCAAGCAAUAUCGGACGCGAUCUCGAACUAUUUCGGAGAUGCCGAGUCGAGGUUGUCAAGCAACGAUCUACAAUCGCUUGUUCGGGAAGUUGUUGGGUUUACUGGUUGUGAAUUAAUAAGGAGAAUAGUCGGUGCCGCCCAUGUAGAAGAUUUGGAAGGAAAUCCAUCAGCUGAAUUAGAAUGUCUUAAACUUGGAGUGAACCUUUUAUUGAAAUACAAAGACAUUGAUUGCAUCUCAGCCUCCGGGUUAAUGGCAGACAUUGGAUUAUGAUGACAAUGAUUACCAAUAUAAUUUUAAUGUUUUGAUACUUUAAUUUUCUCCUGGUUGUAAUGUGAAACAAAGUUUAUUCCUCACAGAACGUGUGGAAUUAAAAAUACCACUGCUUUAAAAUUUUCUAGUUCAGUUAAAGUGGUUCUUAUUGUCAAAUCUGUUGAAACUUGAAAUAUUGCAUAAUUCAUACGAUAAAACUAAAGAAAUUUUGAGUGAUAGGGACAUCAUCAACUCUCUCAUUUUAAUAUCACUGAGUUGUGCAUGAUAACUCUUUUGUGGAAAAUAGGGAAAAUUUUGAAUGUCAGAACUUUUUUAUUUUGCAUCCGAUUUUAAUGAAACUUUCACCUUUAUGCAUGUUUUAUUUUCCCCUUUUUAUUUACAUUCACUUUUUUCUGGGGUGGACUCGAACUUAAGUAAAAUUUGUCAUAGUAACAAAUUUGCAAGAACAGUUUUAAGCUACUGAAAUCAUUCAAUUUUAUUGGCUGAUGAUAAACUUGUUGUAGAAAUUGUGCAUUUGUUAUUAUAACAAGUCUUUAUGAAACGGGAUCUUCGACGUUUCAGUCACAUGCCGGUGUACGAAUGGCAAGCAAUUUUCUCAUUUUAAUCAAAUUUCACUAUGUCAAACAUUUAUCUUUGUUAACAACAGAAAAUGAUAUUUUGAUACUGUAAAAAAUGCGAUUUCUUUAUAAUUGUGUUGUGCACAAACAAAAGACGGCUUUUGAUACCACAAAUAAAUGAGGAAAGACGGAUUGCUAUAUCCCUCGAUAUUUUACGUUGGCAAACGCUGGCUACAAGUCCUUCCCAAACUAAGUUGGUUUAAUAAACAAGAGGACAAUUAAAUAGGCAGUAUAUAUAUAUUUUUUCUUAAUAUCUAUUCUUUUCAUGAUUUUUACAUUUUUGUGAUUCUUGAUGAUUUAUAUAAUAGAAACCUAAGUAAUAAAAAAAUUGAAGUAAUGGCAUUUUUCAAAUUUCUCAAAGCUGUUAUAAUUAUAAUUAUGCACACCAAGGGUGCGAUGCAACAGAGAGAUUUGGUGAUGUCACACACUACAUUCAUUUUAUAUGAUUUUUAAAAAUAAAAGUUUUAUAUUUCUGUUAAUCAAUUCGAUGUUAAAGAAGCUCUCGAAUGAAUAAUAAGCUACAAUAAAUUAAUGACGAAUCCAUAUAGGCCUAUUCAUGUUGGAAUCAGACCAUGAUUUAUAUUGUCGCUGGAGCAAAUGUCGUGUCACCCACUUAUCUUCUUCUUCUUCUGUGUUGUAUUCCUUCGUUCACCGGAGAACUGCAAGCCUUUAGUUGCAACUAAAGGCUUGCAACUAAAGUACAGCAUGGUAAAAUAAUGAGCUAUUAGUCACUGUUUGCAGCAGCUUGAUCAACAAGGCGCUGUCUUGAGAAAUGUAUAUCAAACACAAAUUGAAGAGUAACAGGAUGAAAGUCAGGCAACUGGUACGAGACAUUGCCAAUGACACCAAGGAGGAUAAGUCUGCAUUCUUGCAACAUGAAGAUAGGAGUCUGUAUUUGAAAACAUUGAGAGCACUUUAAUGCCCUCGGAACGGGGGGGGGGGGGGUCGUGUAAAAUUAAUAUAUGAGAUUGCAGAAUAAGAUGGUUGACCAAACUGCUAUUAUUUCGGGAAUUAUAGAUUAGAUAUUUUCUAAUAUGAUUCAGAUUAAAUUACUUUAUAGAAAUUUAUGCUCAUUUCGUUUUAACUGUUAUUGAUUCGCUUAAGUUAAAGCGAUAUUGGGCAGUAUAUUCGGCUGCAUAUUGUUGCAUUUCCCUUGUGUGUGUCUUAAUUAUGGAACUAUAAUCAUGAUAAGAAGCUUGUCCCAUUAGACCCACUUGAUACAAUUGGCCUGCAAGGAAAUAAAAGCUAUAUGAAGCUC
Messenger RNA from Lytechinus pictus (painted urchin), 3260 nucleotides. RefSeq names its product methylthioribose kinase-like. Lineage: Eukaryota; Metazoa; Echinodermata; Echinoidea; Temnopleuroida; Toxopneustidae. The record is from RefSeq and is a predicted model, not a curated record. The transcript is spliced from 7 exons. Bases 207 to 1385 code for a protein of 392 amino acids.